Oxyura jamaicensis (ruddy duck) is the source of this 4487-nucleotide messenger RNA. RefSeq names its product hexose-6-phosphate dehydrogenase/glucose 1-dehydrogenase (gene H6PD). The coding region runs from base 166 to 2538 and encodes 790 amino acids. The transcript is spliced from 5 exons. Lineage: Eukaryota; Metazoa; Chordata; Aves; Anseriformes; Anatidae. Gene Ontology annotation, biological process: glucose metabolic process; pentose-phosphate shunt; pentose-phosphate shunt, oxidative branch. Gene Ontology annotation, molecular function: NADP binding; glucose-6-phosphate dehydrogenase activity; 6-phosphogluconolactonase activity. Gene Ontology annotation, cellular component: endoplasmic reticulum. The record is from RefSeq and is a predicted model, not a curated record.
CUGACCAUUGAUCAGUGACUCUGCAGUGCACUCAGUCACAGGAGAAGAGAGAUCUGAACCCAGGGGGCUGUGAAGAAGACAAGUUCCCAGCUACUUUUGCCUCUGCAGCCUUUGUAAAGCUCCUGUGUUAUUCAGUGUUCCUGGGUCUGCCUCCUGUCUCCCAAGAUGCUGAGAAGAGUCCUGUGUACCAUGUUGUUCAUGGGAGCCUUGCCAUCACCAGCUGAGAUGUCCCAGGGCCACAUCUCCGUGGUCUUGCUGGGAGCCACAGGUGAUUUGGCCAAGAAGUAUUUGUGGCAGGGCCUAUUCCAGCUCUACAUGGACCAAGUGAGCAGCGGCCACAGCUUCACUUUCCACGGGGCUGCGCUGACAGCUCUGGAACCGGGGCAGAAGCUGAUGUUUGACGUGCUGAAGAAGCUGGCCUGUCCCCCGGAUGAGGCUCCAGACAGGUGUGCUGUGCUGAAGGACCAAUUCUUGAAGCUGAGCCAAUACCACCAGCUGAAGACGGCCGAGAACUAUACUGUGCUCAACAGGGAGAUCGAGGUGCUGCUUCGCCAGGAGGGCCUGAAGGAGGCUGGAAGAAUCUUCUACUUCUCGGUACCACCGUUUGCCUACACGGAGAUCGCCCGCCACAUCAACAGCAGCUGCAGACCCCCUCCGGGCGCCUGGCUGCGUGUGGUGCUGGAGAAACCUUUUGGCCACGACCUGGAGUCGGCCCAGCAGCUGGCUGCAGAGCUGACGAGCUUCUUCAGGGAAGAGGAGAUGUACCGGGUGGACCACUACCUGGGCAAGCAGGCUGUAGCCCAUAUCCUGCCUUUUCGAGACCAGAACCACCAGUUUCUGGAUCCAAUCUGGAACCGACAUCAUGUGGAAAGAGUGGAGAUUGUCCUGAAGGAGAUUGUGGAUGCCAAAGGCCGCACCAGCUUCUAUGAGCAGUACGGAGUCAUCCGGGAUGUGCUGCAGAACCACCUCACCGAGGCCCUUAUGUUCCUGACCAUGGAGCUCCCAACCAACCUGAGCAGGACCGAAGAAGUCUUGCGGUGCAAGCUGCAGGCCCUCCGGUCCUUGAGGGGCCUGGAGAAGCACAGUGCUGUGUUGGGGCAGUAUCAGGCGUAUGCCAGCCACGUGCAGGAGGAACUGAAGAAGGGACAGGACUACAUCAGCACAACACCAACCUUCGCAGGUGUGCUCAUUCAGAGUGACAGCCUGCGUUGGGAAGGGGUCCCUUUCCUCCUCACUUCUGGGAAAGCCCUGGAUGAACGGGUAGGUUAUGUCCGUGUUCUCUUCAAGAACCGGGCCUACUGCACACAGAGCGAGACGCUGAGGGAUGCAGGGCACAGCCAGUGUAAAGCCAAGCAGAUCAUCUUCUACAUUGGACAUGGUGCACUCAACACCCCUGCAGUGCUUGUGAGCAGGAACCUUUUCAGGCCUGUCAUGCCAAAAAGCAGUUGGAGAGAAGUUGUAGGUCAGCCAGACCUGCAUGUUUUUGGACAACCGCUGUCUGAUUACUACGUGUACAGCCCUGUGAAGGAGAGAGAUGCAUAUUCUGUCCUUAUUUCCAACAUAUACCAUGGCAGGAAGGACUUCUUCAUCACCACUGAGAACUUGCUGGCUUCCUGGGCCUUCUGGACACCUCUGCUGAACAGCAUUUCUCACCAGCCCCCACGCCUCUACCCUGGUGGGAUAGAGAACCAGAACCUCUUGGACUUUGAAAUGGUGAGCGGGGAGCUGGCGUUCACAGCGGCAGACCCGGUGGAACUGCUGAACCCUGACAAGUCGAUGCCAAGUGAUUUCAAGACAAUCCAGUCCAAAUUUCGGCAAAGCCCCCUGGUGUCAGCGUGGUCCGAGGACCUGAUUUCCCAGCUGGCUUCUGAUGUUGAGAAGGCAGCAAACAGGGCUGUGGCAGGCUCUGGGCAGUUCCACCUGGCUCUGUCCGGCGGCUCAAGCCCCGUGGCCCUAUUCCAGCGGCUGGCAAGGCACCAUUAUGCCUUCCCGUGGAGGCACACCCACAUCUGGCUGGUGGAUGAGCGCUGCGUCCCACUCACUGACCCAGAGUCCAACUUCUUCAGCCUGCACAGCCACCUCCUGCAGAGCAUCAGGGUGCCCUACUUCAAUGUCCACCCCAUGCCCGUGCACCUGAACCAGCGGCUCUGCGUGGAAGAGGAUGGAGGCACGGAGCUGUAUGCCAAGGAGAUCACAGCCCUGGUGGCCAAUUCCAGCUUUGACCUGGUACUGCUGGGGCUGGGCACUGACGGGCACACUGCCUCACUCUUCCCCGAUUCUGAAAACGGCCUGGAAGGGACUCGGGCCGUGGUGCUGACCGAAAGCCCCAUCAAACCUCACCAAAGGAUGAGUUUCAGCCUAUCCCUCAUCAACAAGGCCAGGCAGGUGUUCGUGCUGGUUGUGGGGAAGGGCAAACACGAUAUCACCACCCAAAUCAGCAGGGUGGGCCGUCAGCCAAGGAAGUGGCCUAUCUCGGGUGUCAGCCCCAGCUCUGGCCAGGUCGUGUGGUAUGUGGAUUAUGAAGCUCUGCUUGGGUGAUGUCCUCCGUGUCCCUCCUCCCUUGUCUGCCUGGAUUUUCCUACACAGCGUCUGUGUUUCCCUGUUGCCAGCAGCAGCUUCAUCUCUGAUGGGCUCCUCUAACCUUCUGGGAAAUCGGUGGCCUGUGGUGCCUCUGACAUUUGAGCUUGGCUCAGUGUGCAGAGCUAAGCAGGAGCCAGGGCCCGGGCAGCAUUGCUGGCUCUGCCAGACUCUGACUGUGACUUUGGACAUGUUACCUCACCUUGAAGUGCCUCAGUUUCCCCUCUCAGGACUUUAUGGUUAUUAACAUUGAACUACCUCACAGGCACAAUGGGAGACUUGUUAACCUAAGUACCUGCCAAUUCUUUUUUGUUGUUGUUGUUUUUUGAUUCUCAGGUUUGAAGACAGUAAUGACAUCUCCGUCCUCUGCCCGGCUCUGCCUGGGACAGCCACGGCCUCAGCAAAAUGAGUCUCAUGUGCACAUGGGUCUGCAGUUUUGUCCAUGCAGCCCAUUGUGGUGUCAGCCAGCCACUGGCCUUGGCUGGGCUCUCUUGGAGCUUUUGUGGCUUGUGGCCCCUAAAUGCUGACACCGAUUUGUGAGCUCGCUGUAGUCCCGGGUUUUCACCAAUUGCCAAGCAGCAGGGGCUGAGUCUACACACAGUAAUUUGCUGCUUUCCUUAAGUGGAUAGCUGGUAUCGUGGGGGAUGGAGAAGGAAACCACACUGCUUUUUAGGCUGUUAGAAUAAUGGGGGCAGGCUGAGGAACAUGGCAGUUCCCAAAGCUGUUAUUUGCCUGCAGUGCAAUAAUUACUGAGGGAAAAGCUUGUUGUUCAGGGUAGUUGUUUGUGUUUAGCCAGCAAAGGAAUGGUCUUUUCCUUAACUGUCUUCUGUCUUUGUUUCAUUCUCUGAAACAAUUUUUCUCUGUCCACAGAAUUGAAGCUUGCAGUGCCAUUCAGAGGCUUAUAAAAUUUCAGUGGGAGGCAGCUUUAAAAACUACCCAUGUGUCCCUCAUGACAGCACACAUUAAGGUAGUUAUGGUGUUUGGGGAUGGUGGUGCUGGGGUUUCAGCUCAAGGAUGCUGACUUACAAGGAGAGGGAAUUUUCUCCAAACAUCUAUUUUGGGCACACAGAACUAACAUGCUGCAUCUGUGUAGACAGGACAAGGUUAAGUGAUUAUGGAAAUGUAUAGUGCAGCUGCUCACGGGAAGGAGGGUUGGAGGCAUCCAGUCCUACCUAGAGACCCUGCUCUUUCCGUCCUAAUUUUUACUUUCCCAGAAUGCUGCCACAAACAAAGGCUGUCUCUGCUUUCAUGAUAUCCCCAAGUACUCCGUGACCUUCUCUAAUGGGUAAGUUGCCGCAGCGUGCCAGAGUGCAGCUUGUAGAAAGGAAAUCAAGAUGGGAGAAUGUGGGCUGACAAUCCAUGUGGAGGCUUGGAGACAAACCUGCUCACCUGGAGUGGCCCCAGGAGGAAGCUGGAGCGUGGCUGUGGUCCUGGCUCCCAGCAGUGAGGAUGCUGCAUAGAAGCAGAGGCUAUUUCCAAAGGGAUCUUUGCCUUCCUCCUGGGAAUGCUGGAUCUGCUUCCACAGAGAAGGAGCUGCUGGAUGGGUCGGGGGCUGACUCAGGGACUGAGGUGCCGACACGAGAUGGCACCCCAACCCCAGGGAGCAGCAGUAAGCUGUGUGGUCUGGGGUGGUGCCAGUCCUGGCUGCCAUUCCAGGCCACCAACUUAAAGUAGGGUCCUCAGGAGCUGUACCUGCAGGCCUGGUGACCCUUCAUGGACCCGCAAGUCUGCAGGAUAGGGAAGGAAGGGGACUUUGUUUUAGACAGCUGGGCAUUGGCCUCAAAUCCCCCACAGAGGGGAUCUGCUGAAUCCUAGUGGUGAGGAUGCAAAUGAAGGUGCAAAUAGCUGCUGUAGCCUGGCAGCACGUGAAGCAAGGCGGACAGGUCCAUCCAGCCUGUGCUCCUCCCAGG